Molecule: messenger RNA, 7722 nt
Organism: Oncorhynchus kisutch (coho salmon)
Lineage: Eukaryota; Metazoa; Chordata; Actinopteri; Salmoniformes; Salmonidae
Product: coiled-coil domain-containing protein 120
Exons: 11
Coding region: 1966-3804 (612 amino acids)
Source: RefSeq, a predicted model, not a curated record
UAGUUAUUAUAAAAUUCUGAUGCUGAGUAUAUAUAUUUAUAGUAUGUCUGUUGAGGUGAGUUUGUGUGUCAUUUGACAAUUCAUGACAGGAGCAGGCAGCAGCUGUGUAAACAAUGGUUGUAGCCACCACCAGGAAUGAGUGUGUCACUGUAGCAUCACCGAUGGUCUAUCUGCACUGGCGCCGAGGACACAUUUCAGCUGCUCUUCUUUGCGUCUCUGCUAGUAGCAUCAACAUUAUAAUGGUAUCAAAGCAUUGGGUACCUAUAAAUAAGAAACCAUUUCCAUUUGGCAAAGAUAUAGUAGCCUACAUCACAUUAUUCAAAGUAGUAUGCACAAAAAUAUGCAAAUUAAUACGUAUUUGGACUAUCUGUGCUACAGAAAACCAUUUUAGUAUCUUUAAAUGGGCUGGAAUGACGCAUUGUUUACUGAGCUGUGAUGGAUUUUGCCUGCCCUGCAGUGGUGGGGCUAUACGGCCUGUGAAUAUUAUCAUAUAAUAGGCUAAGCUUGUAAAGAUGUGUGGACAUAGUAGAAGAGAAAGAGAGGCCUGCCCUGCAGCAUUGACUAUGUGGCCCCCCUGGACUUGAAUAUUAAACUCCUGGCUGAUUUGCAUUUUGCAUGCGUGUGAUGCGAGCUGCACACGGGCUGCCUGCCUGCGCUCAAAGCUCAUGUUUUAAUCAGCGUGUUUCUCUCCACAGCUCAUCUGUAUCACGAUAACCAUCGUCUCACUCCUAGCAUAUUCCGGCUGGGUCUCCCAAGUGUCCAUCACGUUCUUAUACUGUCAAUAGUCACUCCGUCUUGUUUCUCUGAUCAUCCCACUCAUCUCACUGUCUCUUACCUCAUUUGGUCUGACUGGUGAUUUUCCUCUAAACCUUCUUUCCUUCCCGUAGGAUUCACUCAGGAAUGUGCGUUUAGUGCUGAGUUAUUGUACCUGUGUCUCUGAACACAUCUGCCCUCCAGAUGUGCCAGUACGGUAGUUACCUCUGACUCACACCAUGGGAUCAGCAGUCCUUUCAGGUGUGCUUCAUUUGGUUCUAGGUUCAAAAGGCAGUAAAUCCAGAACAGUAAGAUAGGAGUCCUGUUGUAUUUGACCAGCUCCCCCGCUCCUCAUCCCUCUCAUGCCAUGUUUCCCUUGAUUAUUUAUGAACGUACCUUCAUUAUUUAUGAACUUUCUAAACUGAUUGUGGAAAGUAGAGAUCUAGCUGCUCACACUGUCUUUCUGUGCUGUGUGUAUUACUUGGUUUGUGUGGAAGAAAACCUUCCUAGAUGACGUGCCGGCCUUAUGGCUCCAGGCAUCAACUCACCACACUUCCGUCCAAGUGGACAACCAACUGUUCCUGUCUGUCUCGCCAUUUUUCCUAUCAAUCUCUCAAUCUUGCCCCUUUCCCCCCAUGUUUUUAGACUGUUGAAUGGCACAUUUUAUUAAUAAUUUUGGUUGAAGUUUGGUACACCACCUCCCUCUGGUCAAUAACAUGAUGUCCUCUUCAGUGCACAUUAAGUUAAAUGAAGAAUAAUCGAUUGACUAGGACUGGAGUGGAUUCAUGCGAUGGGUUGGGUCAGACUAUCAGUGUCAAUGUACAGUGAAUCAUUACCGUGUCAGUUGUUUGUUUAAGACAAACAACUGAAUCUGUUUGCUUCUGUUUUAAGAAACGGUGUCUAUCAAUGGGAAGUCACACAAGGGGAAUUUCACACUAGUACGCGCAAACUGGACCAUCUCAACUCCAGGACUGGACCCCAUGUUAAAUGUGUGAGGAUUUAGCAUUAGACACCUGAAAAGAGUCACAGAGGCUCCCCCCACUGGCGGUGGCUGGGAUCACUUUAUUGUUUUUGACUAGUGGAAGACACAUUCUUACUGGUUUAACAAAAAUAGAUGGCUAACCAAACUACUGGAGAACACAUGCUUGAAGUUGCUAGGUGAGGUUUUGAUUGGCUGAGGUUUGAGAAGCACGACCUCACAAAUCAGACCACAUGGAGGUCAAAGGGCGCCUCAUCACAUCCAUGAGUGUGGGGGCUCCAGAUCAGGACAGCAAGCUGCAAGCUGAACGCAUCUCCGCACUGCAGGAGAGAAAGCAACUCCUGGAGGACCUCCUCAGCAGCCGAGUGGGAGAGCUGAGACAAGUGUGUCUGCUGGAGGCGGAGCUGACCGGGAAGGUCCCACAUGUUUUCCCCCUGGAGACAGGAGAGAGAGCUCCCGUUGUACAGCGCAGGGCUGGCCUGCCACAUAACAACACCAGGGGAGAGGAUGAGACAGGUCAGCGAAGGCAGAUGAAAACAAUCUUCAGUGGUGCUCUGUACAGGCACUCAGAGUCAGACAGGAAUGUCCCCAACAGCAGGAGGACCGUUCACCGGGGAUGCCACACAGAGGACAUGGUGAUGUCAGAGAGCACUAGCUCCAUGUCAGAUUCAACAUCCCAUGACAACGAGGAGUCCUCUCCCAGUGUGGCAGCAGACCACCGCUCCAUGUCCCAGCCCCGUCUGUCCCUGGGCAGCCCAGACCACCAGGUCUGUAGGAAACUGUCCCCAGUGGAGAUAUACUAUGAAAUGAGGACGCGCCGUAACUCUGUGACCAGCUCCAUCAGCCCUAGUCAUUCUCUACCAAGGAGUACAUCUAAUGUUGAAGGCAGAAGUGUUCCUGCUACCCCCCUCAUCGCCCGGACUGCCCCAAUCAGUGUUCAUGUCAGAUCGGAUGGCUCUGGUGGGAUUGCACUAAAGCAGUGGUCUGGCAGCCUGGAUGUACCUCAUAUGGUGCCCUUAACCCAGGAAGGCUCCUCCUCGGAGCGCAGAGGCUGCCCGUACAGCUCCCGUGCCCGGCGGAGCAACAGUUCUGAGGCCUUGCUUGACCGCUCCAGUCUCCCCGAGGACCCAGGCCCCAGGAACGGGAUGCCUGCCAAAGGAGGGCCUUACAAAAGCUCAGAGACCCUCACUGAUGGCAAGCUGAGGCACAUCCACCUGGGCAGUCCUGAGAGACACUUGGACGGCUCUGUGGAGCAGGGCAACAUGCGGCUGUCCAUGGGUGGGAGAGGAGAAGCAGGGGGAGGGGGUUACAACGAGCUCCUAAUGGAUUACAUCUGGGGGAAGCAACAGAGGAUUCAAGUGCAACACCAGCUGUACCAAUCAACAGGUAGAAUCUGGCAGGACAUUUCCUCUCCUCGAUCGUCCAUUGCUACAGUGCCUCCUCAAGCCAACGGCUUCUCCCUAUCCCAGGUGCAUCUACCCAGUGCUGCCCCACCCUACAGCCCCAUGGUGAUCCGUGGCUCCCAGGCUGAGCCUCACAGAGUCAAAGUCACGCGGACCAAGUCCUGUGGACCCUUCAUCCCCCUGCAGCAUGACACCAUCCUGCUCUCUGCCUAUGAGUCUCCCCACCCUGCCCCAAGCUCCACUACCUCCUCCAUUCCCAACCUGCACCCCUACCAGACUGAGCUGUCCGGCCCCUCAUUCAAUCACAGGCCUCCCCAGUUCUCUCGCCCAACCCCGGAGGACUCGACGAGGAGUCUACAUAAAGCUCUGGCGCUGGAGGGUCUCAGAGACUGGUACCUGAGGAACGCCCUUGGCUACCCUACUACCACGUCAAAGGGGCAUGAUUCAGGGGUCUCCCGCCUCUCACACCCCCACCCUUUGGUGCACCAGGCUCAGUCUAUACAAGGUGAUCCACUCCAUAGGUCCCAGAUGUCUCAGUCAGCCAGUUUCCAUGGCCACCCACUGCAUGGAAGGUCAAUGGAGUUCUCACUCUAUCAAGAGCCCGUUCAUCCUCAGAUGCAAGACAUGACUCCGAAGGAGCCCAGCGCUGACCCUGGCACGUUGGUCUAAUGUAGCUGAAUCAUUUUUUAAACACGUACUUGCACACACACACACACACACACACACACACAGAGAACCAGACAUUGUAAAAGGAGCUGAUAUAAGGUGACCUCACAAGCUAAAAAAAAAAACACAUUACAACCCCAGCAGAAAAAGACUGUAAAGCCGUUCUGAAUGCCCUGUUAUUCUGUAGCUACCGUAUACUGUAUUGUAUUCUAUCGUUGGUCAGACCCAAGCCACAUGUAACAAACAUCCUCCUUGUUUAACCUAACAAAUCUCCCAAGGUAUAAUUUUUUUACAGAAUAUAGUAUAUGUAUUCUAAAUAACUAUUUUGUAUCUUAUGAGGUAUAAAGAAUAGAUAUAGAACAGGUCAUUUAUUGCUCAUUAGUCUUGUGAUUUACAAACAUAUGUAAUGAACUCAUAUGAUCUAAAAACUAUUUAGACACCAGUGAAUGUGUAAAUGUACAUGUUUGUAAAGAUGAAUAUAUUACAUCUGUCUUAUCUUUUCAUCUGUUCAUCAAACAUGCAUUGGCUUGCUAUUUCUCAUUUUUGUUAAAUGAAUGGGGACUUACAUUGCAAUAUCGUAGACUGAGGAACAGGAGCUGUGGCUCUGUGUUUAAAACAGAACCCUACCUUUUGUAAAAACGUUAGUGCUUUCUAAUAAUCUGCAAUGCUAACACUAAUCCUUUCAAAGCUUGGUCUUCAAUCAACAAAUGAAAGUAAUGCCUGUUGUUGCCAAAUUGAGUUGUUUCACGCAAUCUCUUUUUUUUUUUUUUUACUAUUAUGACAGUCCAGCUGCUGAAAUGUCAUAAUAGUAAAGUUCAGAGGGCUUUUACUGGUCUAGGACAGUCGUUUAAUUAACUUUCUAGUCAUUUUUAUUCAUUCAGUUGCGUAGCAUGUUUUCCUUCAGAGCACUUUAUGAAUGUCAAAAGCCUUAACCCCUCAAAAGCAAGUAGAACAGUGGGAUGGGACAUUUUCCCCAAGAGAGAACACUUGAAAACCAGAAAAUGGUUGACAGGGUAUCAAGUUUGAGCAAAUAAGAAAAUGUGUGGCCCAAUUGGACAUUCAAGAUCAACAAUAAACCACAUAUUUGGAUCUGUAUAUAUCAUGAUAAUAAGAAAGAUUUGACAAUACAAUCCUUUUAAAAGGAUCUAACAAGAACAGGGCUAGGGAUGGCACUGCUGAAUGAUGGCAUGAGCAGGCCUUAUGUCAGAACUGUGCUAGUAGGAGAUUCCAUUUCCAAUGUAUCAUGUUGUCAUACGCUACUCCUAGUGUUGGCACAAUGUUAUCGUAAUGAUACAAAUAUUUUAAGUCAUUAAUGCCCCCACAAUUCAAGAAUGACCCUUUUAUAAGCUUCCCAUGAUGUGCUACGUGACCAAAACUAUGUGGACAUGUCACAAAUUACUAAGGUGGGUGGAAUCAGGUGCAGAGAGCAGGUUUCAGUUAUUAGACAGUUUAUUCUCCGGUGCACAAAACAACGGUCAACCCAACACACAGGGUGAAUAAUCCAACGCAGGACCAAAAUAGUCCGGAGAAUAAAACUCAUGAACACCACCAAAUAACAGGAAUACAAAAACAAUCCCGCACAAAACAAGGGCGGGACAACCUACUAAAUAUAAGGACGCUAAUUCAACUGAAAUACACACAGGUGAAACUAAUAAGACAAAACCAACAGACAAACGAAAAAGGGAUCGGUAGUGGCUAGUAGGACUGUGACGACGACCGCCGAGCACCGCCCGAACAGGCAGGGGAGCCAACUUCGGCGGAAGUCGUGACAGGACACCUGCUAAUCGAACGUCUCAUUCCAAAAUCAUGGGCAUUAAUAUGGAGUUGGUCCCCCUUUGUUGCUACAACAGCCUCCACUCUUCUGGGAAGCCCUUCCAAUAGAUGUUGGAACAUUGCUACUGGGACUUUCUCCCAUUCAGCCACAAGUGCAUUAGUGAGGUCGGGCACUGAUGUUGGGCGAUUAGACCUGGCUCGCAGUCAGCGUUCCAAUUCAUCCCAAAGGUGAUCGAUGGGGUUGAGGUCAGGCCUCUGUGCAGGCCAGUGAAGUUCUUCCACACCAAUCUCGACAAACCACUUCUGUAUGGACCUCGCCUUGUGCACAAGGGAAUUGUCAUGCUGAAACAGAAAAGGGCCUUCCCCAAACUGUUGUCACAAAAUUGGAUGCACAGAAUCGUCUAGAAUGUCAUUGUAUGCUGUAGCGUUAAGACUUCCCUUCACUGGAACUAAGGGGCCUAGCCCAAACCGUGAAAAACAGCCCCAGACCAUUACUCCUCCUCCACCAACUUUACAGUUGGCACUAUGCAUUGGGGCAGGUAGCAUUCUCCUGGCAUCCUCUAAAACCCAGAUUUGUCCGUCGGACUGCCAGAUGGUGAAGCGUGAUUCAUCACUCCAGAGAACGCGUUUCCACUGCUCCAGAGUCCAAUGAUGGCGAGCUUUACACCACCCUAGCCGAAGCUUGGCAUUGCGCGUGGUGAUCUUAGACUUGUCUGCGGCUGCUCGGCCAUGGAAACCCAUUUAAUGAAGCUCCAGACUAACACUUAUUGUGCUGACUUUGCUUCCAGAGGCAGUUUGGAACUCGGUAGUGAGUGUUGCAACCAAGAACAGAUUAUUUUUAUGCACUACGCGCUUUAGCACUCAGCGGUCCCGUUCUGUGAGCUUGUGUGGCCUACCACUUAGCUGCUGAGCCGUUGUUGCUCUUAGACGUUUCCACUUCACAAUAACAGCACUUACAGUUGACCGGGGCAGCUCUAGCAGGGCAGAAAUUUGAUUAACUGACUUGUUGGAAAGGUGGCAUCCUAUGACGAUGCCUCAUUAAAAGUCACUGAGCUCUUCAGUAAGGCCAUUCUACUGCCAAUGUUUGUCAAUGGAGAUUGCAUUACUGUGUGCUCGAUUUUAUACACCUGUCCGUAAUGGUUGUGGCUGAAAUAGCAGAAUCCGCUAAUUUGAAGGGGUGUCCACAUACUUUUGUAUUUAUAGUGUAUGUGCUUGUCUGUUCUUGUGUAUCAUAGGUUCAUGAUUAUACCAUUAUAAAAGUGCAUCAUUAACUAAAUUAAUGGUAGGAAAGGAAUACCUCUGGAAUAAUAUUGAAAGUGUAAGUGUAUUUCUUCAUUGAUCAUUAUGGUGCAAACUGUCAUCUGAAAACAAAAAAAAGUAUGUACGUAGCUAAUAAUGAUCUUUAAUUUUUACUGAGGAUAAUAGACUCAUGAAUGCCAUGGCUUUUCAUCUAUUGACAUGUUUUACAGCUGAAAAUGUUCCUUUCUUCUCAAGUACCUUUAGUGGAAUGUUAUAUGGUUUUAAAUGUUGCUGUUUUCCCAUUCAGUAGUUAGUGUGUGAAAUUCUUCCAGCUAGUCUAAACCUGAAACUGAUGACCAAACUGCUGUGCAUUGGGGGUCGUAAAUGUAUUUUUCAGGUGAUGUAACUUAUGUCUGUAAAACAUAAAUGAAUAUACACUCGGCUCAAAGCAAAUUUAUCCAGAAUAUAUAUUGUAUAUUUAUGAACUUAUAAUAUUUUGUAUCUUUUUGUGAAAUACACUUCUGUCAUAAAGCCCAUACAAUUCUCAGCACCAGCAAGAUAAGUGUGGUGUUAAUUGACAUUUACAAAUGUAUUCGUUUUUCGAUUUUUAGAGUAAUGCCACAAAUGAGUUAUAUUGAUUGACUGGAAUGAAUUGAGACAUGUUUUUUUCAUCCCAUUACACGAUGACCAUAUUUCAAAGGGGUGAGACAUACUGUACAUUUUCUGUGGGAGGUGGAUGGGGUGCAUUCAUUGAUCUUUUUUUAAUAAAGUGUAAUCAUGGUUAAUUAAACAUGUUGAAAUGGAAUCAUUCAAAAAGAAAACUACAGUAUAUUGAUUUUCAUGUAUUUACAAUGUAAUGACUGUGAGUGAUUUGCCUCAGUUAAAUAAAAUAUGUAUCAUAGGACACUU